Molecule: messenger RNA, 1535 nt
Organism: Atta colombica
Lineage: Eukaryota; Metazoa; Arthropoda; Insecta; Hymenoptera; Formicidae
Gene: eas
Product: ethanolamine kinase
Exons: 7
Coding region: 103-1155 (350 amino acids)
Biological process (GO): phosphatidylethanolamine biosynthetic process
Cellular component (GO): cytoplasm
Molecular function (GO): ethanolamine kinase activity
Source: RefSeq, a predicted model, not a curated record
UCAUAAUCUGAUAAUUAAUCUUACGUGGUAUAGCACAGUAUGAUUUAAAAAUUUAUACCUCAGAGAACUUUCGAGAAUAAUUUAACAAAUCUACAUUAAGCUAUGAGUGUAUGUGAGGAACAUCUCAACAUUACAAUAGAUGAGAAUGACAUUAUUGUUGGUGCUAAAGAUAUUAUAAAGAAGAUUAGACCAACUUGGCCUUUGCAACAAUUGCAUUUCAAGAUAUUUACUGAUGGAAGAACAAAUAAGUUGAUAGGAAUAUGGUACACGGGACAUUGUACAGAUAUGAUCCUGGUUAGAAUUUAUGGCAAUAAUUCGGAUUUACUGAUCGACCGAAAAAGCGAAAUACAAAAUAUCCGGAUAUUGAAUAAGGCUGGCUAUACUCAUUGCAUUUAUGCUACAUUUAACAAUGGAUUUGCUUAUGAAUUCUUGGAAGGUGAAACUCUGACUAUUGAAACAGUCAAAAAUCCAAAAGUAUAUCCAUUAAUUGCGAAACGUAUGGCUGAAAUGCAUAAUCUUGAAUUUGAAAAUGAAUCUAUAUCAAAAGAUGCUUUUAUUUGGGGAAAAUUAAAGAAAUUUAUGCAAAUUAUACCCAAAAGAUUUUCGGAUUCUCUUAAGCAAACAAAGUUUGAAAUGUUGAUACCAUCCUAUGCAAUAUUGGAGAAAGAAUAUCAGCUAUUGAAAAAUACACUUUCCAAAGUGAAUAGUCCUGUAGUAUUUGCUCAUAAUGAUCUUCUACUAGGAAAUAUAUUGUACAAUCAAAAACAGGAGAAUGUCGUUUUUAUCGAUUAUGAAUACACUGCGUUCAACUAUCAGGCGUUCGAUAUAGUUAAUCACUUUACAGAAUAUGCCGGUUUUGACGAACCGGAUUAUUCUUUAUAUCCGGAUGAAAAUUUUCAAAAAAAGUGGUUAAAAAAAUAUUUACGAAUAUACAACGCGACGACUAAUGUGUCCGAAAAAGACGUUGACAAAUUAUACUGGCAAGUUACUAAAUUUACUCCUUUGCCGCAUUUUUUUUGGGGCUGUUGGGCUCUCAUCCAGAGCGAGCAUUCGCAUAUUGAUUUUGAUUUUUUAGAAUAUGCUGCAAUACGUUUCAACGAAUAUUUUAAAUGGAAGGAAGAAAUUUUUAAGAUGAAAACAGAAUUUGAUGAAUGAAAAAAAUGGCAUAUAUAAAACUUGUAUGGUAUUUUUUUAUGUAUUUAUUCCAAUUGAAGUAUUUUGUCUCGAAUGUACAUCUUAGCAAUUGUACAUGUAUGUGUAUAUAUAAUUUUUUAUUGACUAUUGAUAUAUAUGAUAUAUUGUAAUAUUUAUAUAUACAAGUGACAUUAUAUAUAUAUUAAUAGUUGUGACCAAAUAUGAUCACUAUUUUAUUGGUGCUGGUAGUAUACAAUAUUGUAUAGAUAGAUACAGAUUUUUAUAUUUAGAGUAUAAUAGAACAACUAUGAAACAAUGUUAAUUAACAAGUUUAAUUAACUUUAAGUUUUCUUUCUUUGUUAAAUAUAUAUGGAAUCUAUAAAAUAAAAAUGCUCGAAGAA